AUGUCUCCCGCAAACGGUUCAGGUGAUCAAUCUCGUGACUAUCAAGAUGAUAGAAAGGCAAAGUCUCAAGAUGUCGUUUAUACGACCUCCAACGGCGUACCAAUGCCACACGCAUACGAGACUCAACGCGUAGGUGAGAGUGGUCCAUUACUCCUUCAAGAUUUCCACCUCAUCGACCUCAUCUCACAUUUCGACCGCGAGAGAAUCCCAGAGCGUGUUGUGCACGCCAAGGGUGGUGGAGCUCACGGCACAUACAAGACUACACACGGGUUGGAUGACUUAUGUUUGGCAGACAUGUUUCAAGAGGGCAAGGAGUGCCCCAUCACGGUCAGAUUUUCGACAGUCGGUGGCGAAUCUGGUUCGCCAGAUUGUGCUCGGGAUCCUCGAGGAUUCUGUGUCAAGUUCAAGACGGAUGAGGGGAACUGGGAUUUGGUUGCCAAUAACACACCCGUAUUCUUCUUGAGAGAUCCGGCCAAGUUCCCAUAUUUCAUUCACACUCAGAAGCGUGAUCCUUCAACACAUCUUACACAUGCUGAUGAUUCAACAAUGUUCUGGGAUUAUCUGUCUCAGAAUCCCGAAUCUGUCCAUCAAGUCAUGAUCCUCAUGGGCGAUCGUGGUAUUCCAGAUGGUUGGCGUCACAUGCAUGGAUAUUUUGGACAUACUAUGAAGAUUGUCAACAAGGCAGGUGACUGGGUAUACUGUCAAUUCCACAUGAUAUCUCAGCAAGGAACCAAGUUCUUCACUCAAGAAGAGGCUGCCGAAAAGUCACCAGACUACUCGCAGAAGGAUCUUUAUGAAGCUAUUGAGAAAGGAGAGUUCCCUAAGUGGAGUCUUGAAGUUCAAACCAUGACAGCCAAAGAAGCCGAGGACUUGUGGGAGAAAGAGAAGAUCAACGUUCUCGAUCUGACCCACGUCUGGCCACACAAGCAAUUCCCACUUCGCAAGAUCGGAGAACUCACUCUCAACGAGAACGUCGCCAACUAUUUUGCCGAAAUCGAACAAAUAGCCUUCAACCCUGCCCAUCUAACGCCCACCGCCACCGCGUCGGCGUAA
Molecule: messenger RNA, 1053 nt
Organism: Sclerotinia borealis F-4128
Lineage: Eukaryota; Fungi; Ascomycota; Leotiomycetes; Helotiales; Sclerotiniaceae
Source: the annotation of a GenBank genome assembly